CAAGAUAAAUUAUAUUUUUAGAUUGUGUAAUAUCGAACAAAUAUGCAAACCAAAUUGUUGAUUGUUCUUGGUCUUGUGGCGAUUCUUGCCUUCGAGGGUGGUGACACCUUUUGGAGAAGAAGGCGUCGUAGAAGAAGACAUCACUGUUCCUACUCGUACAAGGCUCACUACUAUUCCAUCCUGAGACACUACCGUACUGUCAGCUCAAGAUACCACGUCAUCUUGAGGCAUUACAGGAUUCUUGUUAAUUACAUACAUCACGUUGGCGUCAAAGCACUCAGAUACGGAGGCCACGUGACUUCUUUAGGAAGACAACUUCUUCAUCAGUAUUCCAGACACCAGCAUAUAUCUCAUGUCUACGGAGAUGAAGAAGAUAUCGAAGAGAGUGAUCUUUUUGCCGAAAAAGAUAAUGAUAGUUUCGAACAAGAAUUGGAUGACCAGAACGAUGAUCAGGAUAUGUUCGAAGACUCUGAAGAUAUUAGUGAAAACGAAAAUGAAGAAGACCUCAAGGAACUCCCCAAAAAAGCUGAAGACGUCAACAAGGAUCAUAAUCUCAACGACGAAUAGUCUAUUAUAGGAAAACGACAAAAUUUUACAACCCGACCUGGAACCGAAGCUGAAACAAAUGUUGUCUAUAGAUAGCUCUAUGCGUUCAUAGACCAUACUUGUUUAAACCUUUUUUUAUUCUUUCACGUAAAAGUGUCAUUGCUUGCAUAAUCAUAAUAUACUGCAUUAAGAAA
Styela clava is the source of this 740-nucleotide messenger RNA. RefSeq lists its product as uncharacterized. NCBI's taxonomy places the organism in Eukaryota, Metazoa, Chordata, Ascidiacea, Stolidobranchia, Styelidae. The record is from RefSeq and is a predicted model, not a curated record.